AUGCAUGGUCCAUCGCAGGAGUUUUCCGCCGAAGCUUCGACGAUGCUGGGGUCAGCGGGUACGCUGCAGAUGAUUCAAAAAUGGGUUGAAUCAAGUUGCAUCGAUUCCCCUGCUGCACGCUUUCAAGAUGACAGGCAACUGAAGGCUCACAUGGCUCACAUGGCUCACAGCCCAGCACGUUUGUCGCAGAGCACGUCGGAGAACUUGACAAGCCACACGACGGCGACUUCGUCAAGCAAGCAUCUGAAGAGUCCGGACAUCGAUUGGCAGAGGCCUUGGAUUGAUGCACUGUCACACGACACGCAAGACGCCAAGCAAGAGUGCACAGACCUUUUCCUGGGUCAAGAAAGUGCAGAUGGCGCUUGGUGUCGGAGUCGAAAUGGCACCAUCACACCGGAGUCAAAGCCUUGGCUCGAAACUCCUGUCACACCCGUCAAGGUCAGUGUGAAUCCGCGUCGAACGUUGAAGGUUGAGGGCCCCAUUCAAAAGUCUAAAAGCGGCAAAAGCGGCAAAAGCGGCAAGACGCAAGUGCAAGGCCCGCGAGGCUCAAGGCCACGCAAAUUGACUCGUGUGUCAGCUCGACACGUGCCUCAGAAUCUUCAGGGCCUCUUCGACGCAAAGGAUGGAUUGCAGGAGGCCUUCGACUCGCAGGAUCUGCACAAGGCCGUGUCGUGGCUGAAGGGGCUAGGGAGGAGAAAGGUCGCAGCUCACGAGCUGGAGAAGACCCGCAUCGGCCUCACGGUCAACGCAUGCCGCAAGACUGCGGAGCCCUUUGUGACCAAGUUGGCCGAAAUAUUGCUUCAGAGGUGGAAGCGUGAUUGGCGACUUGAGCGCGAGCUGGAGCAUGCCCUGCAAAGAAGCUCCUGA
Symbiodinium natans is the source of this 867-nucleotide messenger RNA. The record is from the annotation of a GenBank genome assembly. Lineage: Eukaryota; Dinophyceae; Suessiales; Symbiodiniaceae.